This is a messenger RNA of Ixodes scapularis (black-legged tick), 1077 nucleotides long. RefSeq names its product protein ALP1-like. The transcript is spliced from 3 exons. Bases 1 to 1077 code for a protein of 358 amino acids. The record is from RefSeq and is a predicted model, not a curated record. Lineage: Eukaryota; Metazoa; Arthropoda; Arachnida; Ixodida; Ixodidae.
AUGGCGCGCUACAGCGUGUUGGGCGACAAUUUACUGUUAAAUGAGCUAACGUGGCCGGAGAUUGAAGCGAUAUAUUCUGUUCAAUCAGAGCCUGUCCCCAGACGCAACAUUGGGCAGCACGGAUUUGUAGAUGUUCCGAACAUGGACGAGUGGACGUUCAAAAGGAGCUUUAGAUUUGAAAAAAUGGAUUUAGAAGAUCUGGUGGCAGCUCUAAAAAUUCCAGCCGAGGUGAAAAGCGCCCAGCGAGUGAGGGUUCCGGGGUACGAGGCGCUGUGCAUGACCCUGCGAAGGCUGGCCUACCCCAAUCGCCUUUGCGAUUUAGAAAGAACGUUCGGUCGGCACAGCUCGGUCAUUUCGAGCGUAGUAAGCACUGUCAUGGCGCAUAUAGAAUACCAGUUUGGACAUCUGCUAUCAGACCUGACGAACCACAAGUGGCUUGACGUGCCCUGCCUCAAGAAGCUCUCCGAGGCGGUGCAUGCGAGAGGUGCGCCGUUAAAGAACUGCUGGGGCUUCAUCGACGGCACUGCCCGACAUAUCUGCCGGCCGUCGGUGGGGCAACAGGAGCAUUUCUCCGGACACAAGCGGCACCACGUGCAGAAAUAUCAAGCACUGAUGUCUGCCAACGGCAUCAUCUGCCAAUUAGAUGGCCCUUUUAAUGUGCCACGACAUGACGCAGGUAUCCUCAAAGACACCGCCCUUUAUGACAACUUCCAAGCCAUCAACCACGGUGAAAGAUACGUCAUCUACGGGGACCCAGCGUACCCACUGCGGCCUCUCCUUCUCAAGCCAUUUGGAGGCUCCCGCCUGCUGCCGCACGAAGCUCUCUUUAACAAGAGGAUGAGUACAGUCCGCCAGGCGGUCGAGUGGGGGUUUGGGAAGGUGGCCGCAGACUUUGCUUUUGUGGAUUUCCACAAGAACCAGAAAAUGUCGCGUCAAAGACUUGGGCGCAUGUAUAAGGUUGCCACCCUACUGUCAAAUUGUCACACAUGCCUAUACGGCAGUCAAGUGUCCAAUUUCUUUGAGGUCGAGGCACCCGCCCUUGAUGAUUACCUUGUGCCCCUUUCCCUUGAUUCGUAA